Molecule: messenger RNA, 855 nt
Organism: Sclerotinia sclerotiorum 1980 UF-70
Lineage: Eukaryota; Fungi; Ascomycota; Leotiomycetes; Helotiales; Sclerotiniaceae
Exons: 3
Coding region: 1-855 (284 amino acids)
Cellular component (GO): cytoplasm
Molecular function (GO): oxidoreductase activity, acting on the CH-OH group of donors, NAD or NADP as acceptor
Source: RefSeq, a predicted model, not a curated record
AUGUCUGAGAUUAUCAUCAAAGAUGAAGAUUUGACCAGCCUCAAAGGCAAGGUUGUUAUUGUCACAGGCGGUUCUUCAGGAAUUGGUUUAGCAACCGUCAACCUCUUGUUGGAAUUAGGUGCAUCGGUUGUCAGCGCCGAUAUCAAUUCACCACCAGAGCAGAUCUCAAACCCUGCUUUCCUAUUCGUUCAAACCAACGUGGCUAAAUGGGCUGAGCUUGCUGCUCUUUUCAAGAAAGCCAAGGAACACAAUGGUCGUAUCGACUAUGUCUUUGCUAAUGCUGGUAUCGGCCCUCGAGGCAAUUACUUGGUCCUGCAAUCAGAUGAAAGCGGAGAUCUUCAAGAACCAGUCCAUGAAACUGUUGAGGUGAAUUUCAAGAGUGUGGUCAAUACUGCUUGCCUUGGUAUUCAUUACCUAAAACAGAACUCCGAGGGUGGUAACAUUGUUCUCAUGGGAUCCAGCACCGGUUUACAGCCAUUGAGAGCUCCUGAUUACUCAUGCGCCAAGGCCGGUGUUCUAGGUUUCGGAAGAUCAAUCCAACGUACCAUCAAAGCUGCGGGUCUCCCCAUUCGCGUCAACACUCUCGCUCCAUCCUGGACUUCCACUCAAGUCCUCCCAGAUCUGGAUGGACUCAUGGCAGCCAUCUCUCACAAGGCUCAAUCUACCUUGGUAGUUGCGCGCUCUGUUGCAUACUUGAUGGCGACUACCACCAGAGAGGGAGAGAUGCUUUACGUAUCCGAUGGAAAGUAUACGGAAAUUGAGCAAGCCGUGCUUGCACCUGCUUAUGCAGCCAUUAAAGGAGAUGGACCUAGCGAUGACGAAAUUUUGGAGCGUAUUUUGGCAUUGGGUGCAUAG